Messenger RNA from Salvelinus namaycush (lake trout), 5584 nucleotides. RefSeq names its product rab GTPase-activating protein 1-like. The coding region runs from base 146 to 3427 and encodes 1093 amino acids. NCBI's taxonomy places the organism in Eukaryota, Metazoa, Chordata, Actinopteri, Salmoniformes, Salmonidae. The transcript has 26 exons. The record is from RefSeq and is a predicted model, not a curated record.
UGUGUUUACAGCCCUAAAUGCUGUUGCAGAUGUAGCUAGCUAGUGCAAUGUUAUGAUAACCGUCUUUGGAAUAACACACAAUUGUCGAAACAGGUGAUUUUACUCAUUCCCCCUCCAUUCAUGAGCCUGGCUUGGUUUAGCUGUCAUGGAUGACAAGGCCUCGGUGGGGAAAAUUAGCGUGUCGUCCGACUCAGUAUCCACCCUGAACAGUGAGGACUUUGUGCUGGUGUCGCGGCUGGGGGACGACACCCCAGGCUCCUCCACUAAUAACGGUAGCGAUGACGAAAAGACAGGACUGAAGGUGAUUUCUGAGGAAGGGAUCAGCUUUAAGAUUGUGGGGAACGGCAGUGAGCAGCAGUUGCAGAAGGAGCUGGAGGAUGUUCUGAUGGACCCCUCUGUAGCUGAGCAGGCGCUGGGUGGUGGCGUCCCCAGUGGUGGCGGCGUGGACCAAGCAGGCAGGGUAGACCAUGUUUUGUCCCCCGCCAUGGCGUCACCACCCGAGCCACAACCGUGCCCUGACCCCCUCAGCACCCCGCCAAAAGUUGAGAUGGUGCUACCCGUCCAAUCUGCAGCGCAGGAGAGUGAGCUGAAUGAACGAUCUUACCGCGGGGAUGAGUCGUCAUCGGAGUGCAGCCCCAGUACGCCCAUCCCAGACGAGGACAGUGUGGUCUUCAAUAAGCUGACCUACCUGGGCUGUGCCUCGGUCAACGCUCCCCGCAGUGAGGUGGAAGCGCUCCGUAUGAUGACCAUCCUCAGAGGGCAGUGCCAGCUACCCCUGGACGUCACCCUGUCUGUGCCUGGCGUCUCAGAGGGCACAGUCAGGUUGCUGGAACCCCAGACAAGCACAGAGAUAGCCAGCUACCCCAUCUACAAGAUCCUGUUCUGUGUGCGGGGUCACGACAGCACGCCGGAGAGUGACUGCUUCGCCUUCACAGAGAGCCAUUACAACGCAGAGAUCUUCCGUAUCCAUGUCUUCCGCUGUGAGAUCCAAGAGGCGGUCAGCAGGAUACUGUACAGCUUCGCCACGGCCUUUCGGCGGUCCGCCAAGAAGACGCUCCUCUCGGGCUUGGCUCCGCCCCUGACGCCAGACAGCGACGUCUUCACCUUCACCGUCAGUCUGGAGAUCAAGGAGGAUGAUGGGAAAGGGACCUUUAGUGCUGUGGCGAAAGACAAAGACAAGAACAGCUUCAAGCUGCGUCCGGGAAUGGACAAGAAGAUCGUCAUCUACGUUCAACAGACGUCUAAUAAGGAGCUGGCCAUAGAGAGGUGCUUCGGCCUCCUGCUGAGUCCAGGAAAGAACGUGAAGAACAGUGACAUGCACCUGCUUGACCUGGAGUCGAUGGGGAAGUCCUCCGAUGGGAAGUCCUACAUCAUCACAGGGAGCUGGAAUCCCAACACACCUCAGUUCCAGGCUGUUAACGAGGAGACACCCAAAGAUAAGUUCAUGUACAUGACGACGGCGGUAGACCUGGUGAUCACUGAGGUGGAGGAGCCUGUUCGUUUCCUUCUGGAGACCAGGGUCAGAGUCUGUUCUCCCAACGAGAGGCUAUUCUGGCCCUUCAGCAAACGCAACUACACCGAGACCUACUACCUGAAACUCAGACAGAUGGAGCGUAAGAGUAACAACGAUACCCUGUAUGAGGUGCUGAGCCUGGAGAGUGAGUCAGAGAGGGAGAGGAAGAAAACGACAGCCAGCCCCAACAUCCUGCAGUCUUCCUCCCACGGCUCCAUGGUGCCAUCGCCUCCCGAGGAUGAUGAGGAGGAAGACAAUGACGAGCCGUUGCUGAGUGGCUCAGGAGACGUGUCAAAAGAGUGUGCUGAGAAGAUCCUGGAGACCUGGGGAGACCUGCUGUCCAAAUGGCACCUGAACCUGUCGGUGCGUCCCAAGCAGCUCCCGGCGUUGGUACGUAGUGGUGUACCAGAGGCCCUCAGGGGAGAGGUAUGGCAGCUCCUGGCCGGUUGCCAUAACAAUGACCACCAGGUAGAGGAGUACCGCACCCUGAUCACCAAGGAGUCUCCCCAGGACAGUGCCAUCACCAGAGACAUUAACCGGACUUUUCCAGCUCACGACUAUUUCAAGGACACUGGAGGAGACGGCCAAGACUCACUCUACAAGAUCUGCAAGGCCUACUCAGUGUAUGAUGAGGAGAUUGGCUACUGCCAGGGGCAGUCUUUCCUGGCUGCUGUGCUGCUGCUGCACAUGCCUGAGGAGCAGGCCUUUAGUGUCCUGGUCAAGAUCAUGUUUGACUAUGGACUCAGGGAGCUCUUCAAGCAGAACUUUGAGGAUCUACACUGCAAGUUCUUCCAGCUGGAGCGACUCAUGCAGGAGUACAUCCCGGACUUGUAUAACCACUUCCUGAACGUGGGUCUGGAGGCUCAUAUGUACGCCUCUCAGUGGUUCCUCACGCUCUUCACAGCCAAGUUCCCCCUGUACAUGGUGUUCCACAUCAUAGACCUGCUUCUCUGUGAGGGCAUCAGUGUGAUCUUCAAUGUGGCUCUGGCUCUCCUGAAGACCUCGAGAGAAGACCUGCUGGCGACUGACUUUGAGGGUGCGCUCAAGUUCUUCCGAGUCCCGGUUCCCAAACGCUACCGCUCAGAGGAGAACGCUAAGAAACUUAUGGAACUGGCCUGCAGCAUGAAGAUCAGUCAGAAGAAGCUGAAGAAGUAUGAGAAGGAGUACCACACCAUGAGAGAGCAGCAGGAGCAGCAGGAAGCUCCCAUUGAGAGAUACGAGAGGGAGAACCGUCGUCUCCAGGAGGCUAACAUGCGUCUGGAGCAGGAGAAUGAUGACCUGGCCCAUGAACUGGUCAGCAGCAAGAUCGCCCUGCGCAAGGACCUGGACAACGCUGAGGAGAAAGCAGACGCUCUGAACAAGGAGCUGUUGAUGACCAAACAGAAGCUGGUGGAUUCGGAGGACGAGAAGAGGCGACUAGAGGAGGAGUCUGCCCAGCUGAAAGAGAUGUGUAGACGGGAGCUGGACAAAUCAGAGUCUGAGAUAAAGAAGAACGGUUCCAUCAUAGGAGAGUACAAACAGAUCUGCUCCCAGCUCAGUGAGCGUCUGGAGAAACAGCAGACAGCCAACAAGGGAGAGCUGGAGAAGAUCCGGCUGAAAGUCGAAGGCUGUGAAAAGUGCUCCAUCCUGUUCAACAAGGAGGGUCGUCUGAAGGCAGCGAGGAAGAUGAAGGAGGGCAGUGAGGAGGAGACGGACGAGGAGAAGGAGGCGCUGAAGAACCAGCUCAGAGAGAUGGAGCUGGAACUGGCCCAGACCAAACUACAGCUGGUGGAGGCAGAGUGCAAGAUACAGGACUUGGAGCACACCCUGGGUCUGGCUCUCAACGAGGUCCAGGCUGCUAAGAAGACCUGGUUCAACAGAACCUUAACCUCCAUCAAGACCGCGACAGGAGCACAGGGCAAGGAGACCACCUAACUUGAGACAAUCUUCCUCGACCACAGACUGUCUCCUUCUCCCCGCCCUGCUCCCAAACCUCCCCCUGUCCCACUCCCGGCCUCCCCCCUCCUUCUCCUAGUCAGAGGUACCACCCACUCACUGGACUGGAGCAAACCAAACGGUUUUUAAAAAAGGACUAAGCUCAAAGGUACCACUGCCCCCAAACGAAACAAAGUACUUAAUUAAAAAAAGAAAAGAGAGGUUUCAACGUUAGUCUUUAUACUACUGAUAUUUAACAGGUAAGGAAGGAGCUUUCUAGAGAGCUACCUGGACUGUCCUUCCAAUCCAGACCUGGGAAAUACAAUCCGUUUUACUGUCCUCUCUAGACUGCUUGCACAAACAACUCCAACUGUAAUCUAAGUGCUACGAGUGCUAACCUCUUCCUUCUUCUCAUUUCCGUUCCACGAUGCCAUUCUUUUCUAUACAUGUAUGAUCAUGAACGUGCUUCUGUAUAGACGUGCAUCUGUGAAGACUGAGCACACCAGAGUGUAUGUAUGCGCGUGUCAGUGUGGGCGGACAUUUAGCCGAAUGUGAGUGUGUGCAUGUUUGUAUGACUGGCGAUGGUUCUGAGUGUGCGGUGAACCUGUGAAGCUCGGAGUGUGAGUUUAGCUCGGAGUGUGAGUUUAGCUCGGAGUGUGAGUUUAGCUCGGAGUGUGAGUUUAGCUCGGAGUGUGAGUUUAGCUCGGAGUGUGAGUUUAGCUCGGAGUGUGAGUUUAGUGUAUGAAAAGUGGAUGCUGUAUAGUGUGCGGAGGUUGGAGCUAUAUGAGGAGGAAGAGGAUCUUAUUGACGAAGCCUUGAUGUGAAGGGUUAAGGUGAACAUAAUGUACAGCAUAACAGUAGAUAUAUUAGCAACAGCCUGGGGUCUGUCCGGUCGGUGGUGCAGUAGCAGACGGAGGCCACUAGUGGGCGAUGUCCUGGUGGUCCUGACGCAGUCCUCAAAAUGCGCUUUCUGGGCCGGGACAGGCUGGGCUCAAAGCAUGGGAGCUCCGAGGCUGGAGCUGCAGAUAUAGAGAUAUGGGUGCGGCCCUCCCUUGGCUCAGACCCCACCCCAUGCACUCCUCCCUCCACGGCUGUGUCUGAAAUGGCACAUGUUGGACGCAGCUCAUCACUCCUCCACUCUGAGACCAGCUGCUCCUCUGGGGUUCCUAGAUGACCCCUCAUGACCUCAUCGGUCCAGGUUAUGUUUUAUGCCGUGUUAUUUUCGCUCCAUGACACGCCCCCCCAGACCUAGUCAGUGACCCCACUCUCCCGACAUAGACAUAAACACACACAGACGUUACAGGCACCCUAUGCACACUCUGACUCCACUCUCCCAAUGUAGACAUAGACACAUACACACAUCACAGCCAGCCACCUACCUACCUCCACUCCUGAGAGGGAGAGAAAUGGCGCAGGCAUGUCGUCUGGUCGUCAGUCACAGGCUGUGUGCUUAUGUGUGAGACUGAGUCAGCCAGAGACUUAACUGUUGGGGCUCAUCAGAGGUCGUUGGAGGUCAAGCUGGCGUUCUCCCUAAAGGAGUCUGGGGCACGUUGCGGGAUGUCAUGAGCAGACAUGAUUCCUUGUUUUACAUUUUUGCUCUACGUAAUAUAUUUCUAUCUGAACGCUCCCUGGUAGAGCUCUGUGUCUGUAUUGGGGAAGGUCCUACUCUCUACUGAUAGUCUGUGUGCGGGUUUGUGGUGGGAGGGGCGGUCUUCGCACCUUAAUAUUCAUAUUUAUAACGUAUGGAAUCCGGCUAAGCUUGCUUAAGUCUGUGUUGAUGUCAGUGGAAGAAGUAAGGCUUGUGCAAUGUACUGAGAACAAAGAGGCUGUUCCGUAAGGCACUGGGUUGUACAUAAAAAGCAUUCUGAUGAUGAGUUUUUUUGGUUUAUUCUUUUGUACUUCUACUCUCCGCUGUAACUGUACUAAUUAAUAAUGUUGCCUACAAUAAUUACGGACUGUGUUACAGAUUAAUGAUGAUCAUAAUGUAUGUUUUUUUUGCUCAAAGCUCCCUUCGCUUUAAAUGUCAGGCAAAACUUCUGUCUCAUCCAUAACAUGCCAAAAUGUACCUUCCUUCAUCCAACAUUACUGAACGUGUGGAACAUUGUACUAGUGUAGGUUGCAUUAUUCUGCAUUUCAAUAUAAAGCUAUGAACACAGG